UCCCAUGUGGUAUAAUUAUUGCAAUGUCAUGUUCACAAGAUAUCCUCUAUGACAGUCAUUGGCUAGUAAACACUUACAUUUCGUUUGGGUUGCCGUACAUGCUUUAUGAUAUUUAUGCGAUGUAUGUAGUACAUUAUCACCAGAAUCCUCAUAUUUGGAGUCAAGGAGCACUGACUAAAAUCAUGCAUUAUGUUAAAACUCAACCAGCUAUGAUUUUACAUCACCUGGCUCUUGCAUGCCUGGGAUAUCCAAUAGUAAUGUUUUAUAGGAAUGGUAAAGGUGAUUUCUUUGUUGGUUGUUUUUUCUCCACUGAAUUGGCUAAUCCAUUCAUUCACUUGAGGGCUAUAUUCAAACAGAUCGGAUGGCAGAAAACAAAACUCGAAAUCCUCAAUGGAAUUUUACUUCUUAUCACUUUUUUCGUGGGUCGUCUUUUAUUAUUUCCCAUUAUGUAUCACAUAUACGGUAGAAGUAAAGACCUAACUCUGUGGGAAGUGCCGUUCAACAUACCAAUGCAUUGCAACAUUGGAUGUGCUACUAUUUUAAGUUUUCAAAUCUACUGGUUGUAUCUCAUUGUUGGAGCUACCAAGAGAACUCUCAAAUCCUUAUUCUCGAAAGAUGAUAAAGCUAUAAAUGUAAAUUCAGAGGGGAAUGUUGUAAUGUCAGUAAAGCAGGACUGACCGUCAUUACGAGGGUUGACAAAAUUGGUUGUAUGAUCUUCUCAAUUGUUUUUAGAUUUCCAUUAAAUUUAACCAGUCGGC
Saccoglossus kowalevskii is the source of this 758-nucleotide messenger RNA. RefSeq names its product ceramide synthase-like. Gene Ontology annotation, biological process: lipid homeostasis. Gene Ontology annotation, cellular component: membrane; endoplasmic reticulum. NCBI's taxonomy places the organism in Eukaryota, Metazoa, Hemichordata, Enteropneusta, Harrimaniidae. The record is from RefSeq and is a predicted model, not a curated record.